Messenger RNA from Salvia miltiorrhiza (redroot sage), 2873 nucleotides. RefSeq names its product HIPL1 protein. The record is from RefSeq and is a predicted model, not a curated record. The transcript has 7 exons. Lineage: Eukaryota; Viridiplantae; Streptophyta; Magnoliopsida; Lamiales; Lamiaceae. The coding region runs from base 636 to 2729 and encodes 697 amino acids.
UCCAAGAUUUGAUUUGCCUGAAAUUUAGUUUUCGAACAUGUAACCAACUAUGAUAUACUCAUCAUCGUGCUUUCUUAAAUCGUAAAUUUAGUAUAUGUAGUUUGAAAAUAAAACCGUUGAAUCAUUUAGGAGUUUGGAUAAAACUUAAUUACGGUAGAUGGAGAUGGAUGAUGAUACAUUUUUAAGCAUUCAACCAAUCAAGAUCCAUCCCACCUGGUUUUUCCUUUUUUUAAUUCUAGAUCACCUGUUUUCUUCUCAACUACCCAAUAAUUUUUUCAACUUUUAUUCCAUAAUUUAUGCUAAGAUGUCAACUACGCAGACAGCAAGCUGCAAGUUGAUUUACUUCACAAUGUCAAACCCGCUUGUAAGACAGAAAAAGACACAAACUUUAUUGUAAAUAUAUAGAGUUGGCCAAAUAUAGGGUUUUGUAUUUGUUCUCUCCAAUUAUCAGUUUUUGGUGAGAGACCAAAGAUAGGAGGAGGUCAAAGUAAUAAUGUGGUGAAAAGUUUUUUCAUGGGUUUCUCAACUUAAAAAGUGGGGGGAUUUUUUGGCUUGUCCCUCUCGAGUAUCUUUCACAUAAACACAGUGACGAAAAAUUACUUGUUUUCUUUUGUUUUUGGUGUAAAGUUGGAGUGAUGGGACGGAACCAAUUUGUUAGGAUUAUUCAGUUGUUCAUCUUGCUGCAGUUUCUUGAUUUUUGUCUGGCUCUGCCACUCUGCACUGAUUCGAGAGCGCCCUUUAGUCCAAAUUCGAGUCUGCAGUUCUGCCCUUACAAUGGCACCGUCUGCUGCAAUGCAUCUGAUGAUUUGCUUUUGAAGAAGCAGUUUGCAUCAAUGAACAUCUCAGAUCCUGCCUGCGCUUCCCUUGUUAAAUCUAUCAUUUGCGCAAGGUGUGAUCAGUUCUCAGCUGAGCUAUUCAGAGUCGAUUCUGUACCCCGACAAGUUCCCGUGCUGUGCAACUCCACAGUCUCACCAAACUCAACACAGUCGAACCAAGCUUCGUCCAACUUCUGUUCGCAAGCAUGGAACACGUGCCAGAACGUCUCCAUCCAGCACUCACCCUUCGCGGCUUCACUACAAGGCCGAGCUGGAGCUCCAACGGCCUCAAAUUCAAGCAAGCUGGCCGAUCUCUGGCAGUCUCAAGCAGACUUCUGCAGCGCUCUUGGUGGAGCAUCUGAUGAUGGGCUAGCGUGCUUUGAUGGCACGCCUGUCACCCUCAACGACACCGGUGCUGCCACCCCUCCAAGUGGGCUAUGCCUUGAGAAAAUCGGGAAUGGAACCUACCUCAACAUGGUUGGCCACCCCGAUGGCUCAAACCGUGCCUUCUUCUCAAACCAGCAAGGCAAGAUCUGGUUGGCAACCAUACCUAACCAGGGCUCCGGAGGGGUACUGGAGCUUGAUGAAGCUGCUCCUUUUCUAGACCUAACCGAUGAAGUCCAUUUUGAUACUGAGUUUGGACUGUUGGGAAUUGCAUUUCAUCCCAAAUUCACAGAAAACGGGCGCUUCUUCGCCUCGUUCAACUGUGACAAGGCCAAGUGGCCAGACUGUGCUGGGAGAUGCGCGUGCAACUCGGAUGUGAAGUGCGAUCCAUCAAAAUUAACUCCGGAAAACGGUGCCAAUCCUUGCCAGUUUCAGAGUGUGAUAGCAGAGUACACUGCUAAUGGAACUGCAUCACAGCCUUCGUUGGCAACGAGUGCUAACCCUUCGGAAGUGCGGAGGAUCUUCACCAUGGGGCUUCCCUUUACAUCUCACCACGCGGGGCAGAUCCUCUUCGGACCCGAAGAUGGCCAUCUCUACUUCAUGAUGGGAGAUGGUGGCGGCACAGGUGGCGAUCCCUACAAUUUUGCCCAGAACAAGAAAUCUCUACUUGGCAAGAUCAUGAGGUUUGAUGUUGAUACCAUACCAAGUGGAACGGAAGCUAGCCAACUUGGUCUCUGGGGCAACUAUUCCAUUCCCAAAGACAAUCCAUACACACUAGACAAAGAGCUACAGAAAGAAAUAUGGGCACUUGGACUAAGAAAUCCGUGGCGCUGCAGCUUCGAUUCUGCUAGGCCUUCGUAUUUCGCCUGUGCAGAUGUAGGACAGGAUGUUUACGAGGAAGUGGACUUGAUCACCAAGGGUGGAAACUACGGGUGGCGCGCCUAUGAGGGCCCGUACAAGUUCAACUCUUCCCAAUCGCCCAUUGCAAAUGCCUCACUAGGCUCAACAAUCUUCCCUGUGAUGGGGUACAACCACUCCGAUGUAAACACGAAUGAGGGCUCAGCAUCCAUCACCGGUGGUUACUUCUACAGAGCCACGACCGAUCCUUGUAUGCAGGGAAGGUACUUGUUUGCAGAUCUCUAUGCAGGGGCUAUAUGGGCAGGCACGGAGAGCCCCGUCAACAGUGGGAAGUUCACGAGCAGCAACAUCUCCUUCAGCUGUGCAACUGACUCGCCUCUGAGCUGCACGGAGACUCCCGGGAGCUCGCUUCCUGCAUUGAGCUACAUCUUCUCGUUUGGUGAGGACAACAGCAGGGAUGUCUACCUCCUUACACAGAGUGGCGUGUACCGUGUUGUCCGUCCUGGUCGGUGCAACUACGCAUGCGCCAAGGAGGGAGUCUCAGCCGCCUCAUCUCCACCCCCUGCAGCCUCCUCUCCCCGCCCUUCCGGAGCAGGCCCUAUGAGAGCUCCUUUUGGGGUUUUGGUGGUGAUGAUCUCGUUUUUGUGUUUGGCUUGCUUUAAUUUUGUUUGAGGAAAAAGGUGUGAGAUUUGUCUUGUUGGAGCAAUUGACUAUAUGUAGAUUGUUUUCUACUUUUGUGACUACAGAUUUUUACGUAGAAGAUAUUUGUACACACUUUCAAUUUGAUUAUGGAAAGGGGGAGGGAUGUUAUUUUUA